CGAACCGAACAGAACCGGGCUUGGACAUGGACUCGGUGCAGUUAUAAAGGAUAUUUGCUCUUUAUUGUUGAUUUUUUUUUAACGGUUUCACGCGUUUCCUUGUUUCACGCGGUUGUAUUUUUAUUUUUUUUACCCUCGCUUUCAGACGGACUGCUUUCACGGAAGAUAUCCUGCUUUAUUUUUCUUUCCCCGCAUCACAUACAGCCUGUAAAUAUUCCCGAAACAUCUCUUUAAUAUCUCUCUCUCAUUCCGUAUCAAGGAACUGGUGCGUUUUCGAAACGAGACGUUACACCAUGUUACAUUAAUAACCGUCUCUCCUUCACGUGUGCGUUACGAAAAUAGGACCGCACGUGCAGGAUUAAAAAAAAAAAAUAAUAAUCUUUUAAUGUGUGCGCGCGAUAAUAUUCUUGGAUUCUGUCGGGGUUUUUUUCGUCCUUUUUUUUUUUUUUUUGCGAUGUCUCUCGCCGUUGAUGUGGGACUGCUAUAUUCUGGGAGACUCGGUUUAAUCCAUCCUUCGUUCCUUUAUGCGUAAGAGAAAGCACGCAAAGAGAAGACGGCAGAGGGGAAAAUAAAGGCAAAAACAAACAAACAACAACAAUAAUAAAAAAUAAUAAUAGUAAUAAAAGAAGAAGAGAAAUACACGGGACGGUAAUCAAUAAGGGAGCGAUGAAUGCAUGAGACGCAGUGAAGAGAAAGAAGAAAGGAGGCUGGAGGAGUGAAGGAAGGGAAAGAGGUUUAUCCCUGUACGGAGGGUGUGUGCGUUUUUCCGCAGGCCCCUCAUCCCUCCAUCAUGGCUCUGGCAAUCUGGCUGCUGUGUACGUGCGCCAUCACCCUCAGUAACAUCGCCCCCUCUGCUCAAGCGUUGAGUCGUUCUAUGAUGCCUUUUGGCUUGAUGAGGAGAGAACUUGCGUGUGAGGGUUACCCCAUCGAGCUCCGCUGCCCGGGCAGCGAUGUCAUCAUGAUCGAGACAGCCAACUACGGACGCACCGACGACAAGAUCUGUGAUGCCGACCCUUUCCAGAUGGAGAACGUGCAGUGCUACCUGCCUGAUGCCUUCAAGAUCAUGUCACAGAGGUGUAAUAACCGUACGCAGUGUGUGGUCGUCGCCGGCUCAGACGUCUUUCCCGACCCUUGCCCAGGAACGUACAAGUACCUGGAGAUUCAGUAUGAGUGUGUGCCAUACAUCUUUGUAUGUCCGGGGACUCUGUUGAGGGUUAAAGAGGCGAGUUCACAGCAGGAGGCGGAGCAUCAGUCGGGGGCGUGGUGCAAGGACCCUCUGCAGUCAGGUGACCGGCUGUACGUCAUGCCGUGGACGCCGUACCGGACCGACAUUCUGUACGAGUACGCGUCGUGGGACGACUUCUCGCAGAACCGCGCCACCACCACUUACAAGCUGCCCAACCGAGUGGACGGUACAGGCUUUGUGGUGUAUGACGGCGCCGUCUUCUACAACAAGGAGCGAACACGAAACAUCGUCAAGUACGACCUGCGUACGCGCAUCAAAAGCGGUGAGGCCAUCAUCACCAACGCCAACUACCACGACACCUCGCCCUACCGCUGGGGCGGGAAAUCCGACAUCGACCUGGCCGUAGACGAGAACGGCCUGUGGGUCAUCUACGCCACCGAGAGCAACAACGGCCGCCUGGUGGUCAGUCAGGUGAACCCGUACACACUGCGUUUCGAGGGCACGUGGGAGACGAGUUUCGACAAGCGACUGGCAUCUAACGCCUUCAUGGCGUGCGGCGUGCUGUACGCGGUGCGCUCCGUAUACCAGGACGACGACAGCGAGGCCGGCGGUGACCUGGUGCUGUACGCCUACAACACCAACCGCAACCAGGAGGAACCUGUGCACAUCAUCUUCCCCAACCCUUACCAGUACAUCUCGUCCAUCGACUACAACCCCCGCGACAACCAGCUCUACGUCUGGAACAACUACAACGUCCUGCGCUACCUGCUAGAGUUUGGACCGCCCGACCCUACAGCAGGACCACUGGUCACCACUCAGAUGCCCAGUACCACAGCGUCACGGUCGUUCUCAUCCACCUCCAGCCCGUCCACUAUGCGCCCACUCCCUGCCACCUUUCACCCCAUCGGCGCCAUAAACAAAGCACCAGAACUGCGUCCCAUCACCGCUACAGUGCCUGUGACCCGCCGCCCUCCACGGCCUCGGCCACGCCCACCCCAGGAGCCCGAGCAGCAGGAGGGGUGUGACCCGAGCGUAACGCGAGGCAUCCAAUGGCCCAGCGCGCAGAGGGGCGAGACGGUGGAGCGGCCCUGCCCUAAAGGAUCGCUCGGCAUCGCAUCCUUCCAGUGCCUGUCCUUGCCGGUACAGUGGAACCCCCGAGGUCCAGACCUCAGUAACUGUACAUCUCCAUGGGUCAAUCAGGUGGCCCAAAAGAUAAAGAGCGGCGAGAACGCUGCGAACAUUGCCAUGGAGUUAGUGAACCACACGCGGGGUCGGAUCUACGCCGGAGACGUCAGCUCGACUGUUCGUCUCAUGGAGCAGCUCCUGGACAUCCUGGACGCUCAGCUUCAACCCCUGAGACCUGGGAACAAAGAAUCGGCCACACGCAACUACAACAAGCUACAGAAAAGAGAGAGGACCUGCCGAACAUACGUUCAGGCUGUGGUUCAGAUAGUAGACAACCUGCUGCGUGUGGAGGCUUUGGACGCCUGGAGAGACAUGAACAGCAGUGAGCAGGCUCACACAGCCACCAUGCUGCUGGACGUGAUGGAGAAAGGAGCCUUCCUGCUCGCCAACAACAUGUACGACACGCGCUUCAGUGACCACGCCCAGAACAUCGAUCUGGAGGUUCACAUACUAAACACGGACAUGGAUCCGCAGGAUUUGUCCUUCCCUCAGAGGAGCUCUGGUGAGAGCAGCAUCCUUCUGCCAGCCUCCACCGUCAAACAGUACAGCCGCAACGGUCAGGUGAAGGUCGUCUUUUUGCUUUAUAAGAAUCUGGGAUUGUUCCUCUCUACCGAGAAUGCCACUGUGAAGAUGGAAGUGGAGCCAGGACCAGGACCUGGAGGGCGGAGCUUAGCAGUCAACUCGCAUGUCAUUGCCGCGUCCAUCAACAAAGAGUCAAGCCGAGUGUUUCUAACCGUGCCUGUGGUGUUCACCUUGAAACACCUGCAGCUGGAGAACCACUUCAGCCCAAACUGUUCGUUCUGGAACUACUCGGAGCGCUCGAUGACGGGUCAGUGGUCGUCUCAAGGCUGCAAACUGCUGGACACGAACAGCACACACACCACCUGCUCCUGCUCCCAUCUCACUAACUUCGCUGUGCUCAUGGUGCAGCACGAGCCCAGUUAUCAGGAUCAGAUGCACGAGGUUCUGCUGGUGGUGAUCACCUGGGUAGGGAUCGUCAUCUCGCUGGUGUGCCUGGCCAUCUGCAUCUCCACAUUCUGCUUCCUUCGAGGCCUGCAGACAGACCGCAACACCAUCCACAAGAACCUGUGCAUCAACCUCUUCAUCGCAGAGCUUCUCUUCCUCAUCGGCAUCAACAAGACGCAGUACCAGAUUGCAUGUCCGAUCUUCGCAGGCCUCCUGCACUUCUUCUUCCUGGCUGCGUUCUCGUGGAUGUGCCUGGAAGGCGUGCAGCUCUACCUGAUGCUGGUUGAAGUCUUCGAGAGCGAGUAUUCUCGAAAGAAGUACUACUACCUGUGCGGCUACUGCUUCCCGGCGCUGGUGGUGGGCAUCUCGGCGGCCAUCGACUACCGCAGCUACGGGACCAAGAAAGCGUGCUGGUUGCGGGUUGAUAACUACUUUGUCUGGAGCUUCAUCGGCCCUGUGUCCUUCAUCAUCAUGCUGAACCUGGUGUUCCUCAUGGUCACGCUUCACAAGAUGGUUCGCAACUCGUCGGCCCUCAAACCGGAUUCCAGCCGUCUGGACAACAUCAAGUCUUGGGCUCUCGGUGCCGUCACUCUGCUCUUCCUCCUCGGCCUGACCUGGGCGUUUGGCCUUCUCUUCAUCAACGAGAAAACGGUCAUCAUGGCGUACCUCUUCACCACCUUUAACGCCUUCCAGGGCAUGUUCAUCUUCAUUUUCCACUGCGCCCUGCAGAAGAAGGUCCAUAAGGAGUACAGUAAGUGUUUGCGUCACUCGUACUGCUGUGGACGCUCAUCCAGCUCCAGCUCUCACGGCUCGCUGAAAAACUCAGCACUGCGCACCAACAACCGCUAUUACACCAGUAGCCAGGCCCGACACGCUGCAGCCCACAGACAGAGCCGAAUCCGUCGCAUGUGGAACGACACAGUGAGGAAGCAGACCGAGUCAUCCUUCAUGGCAGGAGAUAUCAACAGCACUCCCACUCUAAACCGCGCUCCCAUGGGGAAUCACCUGUUGCCGAAUCAGGUCUUGCAGACGCGCACACCUUCCUCGCCCUACAACACCCUGCUAACUGAGAGCUUUACACCUCCAUCACCUGGAGUCUUCAACUCCACUGGAACCUUUCGUGAUCCAAAGAGCACUCUGGCUAGGAAUCGUGAUCACGGUGGAAUGGAGACUCUGCCACUGAAUGGAAAUUUCAACAACAGCUACUCGCUUCGUGCUGGAGUUUCCGGGCCGGGCGGACAAGGUGGCAGCUGUGACUUUCUUGGGGGCGGAUCCGACGAGAGUCCACCUCCUUUAUUGAAUCCACGUGGCGCAGAGACUCUGGGUGGGAUCCGGCGCAACCUCUCGGACGCGGCAGCAUUUGAGAAGAUGAUCAUUUCCGAGUUGGUGCACAACAACUUGCGGCAAGGAGGAGGAGAGAGAAUUGGCGGUACCCUGGUGCGAGGACGUACGACUGGAGUCGGGGUUGGGACAGGGUCUGGGGCGAGUGCAGGGCAUGGAGUCGAUCGGGUGACUGCUGUGGAACAGGAAGCAGAGGACGAGGGCCAGCGGCACCGGACCCCACAAGACGUAGAGCUGUUAUACAAGGCUCUGGAGGAGCCGUUGCUUCUGCAGCGCGCCCAGUCAGUUCUUUACCAGAGUGAUGCAGAGGAGAGUGAGAGCUAUAUGAAUGACUCAAAUGAGAGCCAGGGGCACAGCGCAGCCGCAACAGGCGCUGCCACAGGUCCAGACUCGCCUGCCAGAGACUCGCUGUACACCAGCAUCACCAACCUGCGAGACUCGCCAUACCCAGACAGCAGCCCCGACGAGCUCUACUACAGCUCAGGCAGACCUGCACUAGGCAGCGCCAUGCACACCUUCUACCCGACACCCCCAACGAGACCUGGAGCAGAAACCCAAGCCCACGCCCAUCCCCACAAUCCCCCUGAGCCUCCGCACACUGAGGGGGACGGACAGAUGCAGCUGGUCACCAGCCUGUGACUGAGAGUAAACUCCCCCAGUCUCUCCCAUCUCUAACGUUUCUGUUCAAUCCUCUCGGUUUGCUAGUUUGGAAGUGUAAACAGAGAGAAGUCUCAGCUCAGUCUCAGUGGCAGCAGGUUCUAUAAGGCAGCUUCGGAGCAAACCUAGUCCACACACUCGUUCGGGUUUAUUCCCAAGUCCAAAGUUCCCUCAACAACUGAGGAUAUUUUCAACCAUUCCCCAUGGAUUUUUUUUCUUCAUGGUACAUUUACUGUUUUUUUUUUAUUAUUAUUAUACACUUAUCAUUCCUGCAUUGUUUUCUUUUCCAGAUUUUACUUCUUUUUCUUCUCCCUUUCAUUGUUUAUCGAGAGCUGAUUCGUCUGGAAAAAGGGGGGUUCGUCUUUACGCAUCAGCGUGCAAAGAACUCUCUCGGUCUCACUUUGAAAGCUCUUCAGUGUUGCCAAAAAUAUUUUUUUUGAGCCAGAACACAAACUGGAAUGCACACACACAAACACACAGAAACACAAGUGCACAAACAUAAGUACUUGUUACUGAACAUCAGACCGUGAGGAACUGCACUCAUGAAGGCAGCAGCAGGAAGAAGCUGCCCCUGUGGAGUUGCCUUUAUUCCCUUCCCGUACUCUCUCUCUAUCUCUCUCUCUCUCUCGCUCUCUCUCUUCCUCUUUCAGAUGGACUCUGAUGUGCAGGACUCUGAACGAGACUUGACUCGGCUAUACCUGGCCACAAGACUUGUAUUUGAUGCUCCAUUUAAAAGGGAGUUUUUAUUUGUUUCUGAGACCGGCCCCUUGGAUCAUGGACAUCGGGUGCCCCCUCCUCCUUCUCUGUGUUACUAUGGCUUGGAGAACUUUUUUUUUUUCUUCAAGGUUUUCCUAGGUGUUCUCCAAGCCUACUGAAACGUCUGUACAUACGAACCUUUAAAAAUCAAUAACACAAAGCCUAGCGCCAAUCCUAUUCUGUAAAUAGAGACCAGAUAAACAGAAGCAAAUGAAAAAAGUAUGAACUACUACGAGAGCAUACGAUUUCUUGUAAUGAGUCAAAAAAAAAAAAAAAAGAAACCAGUGACACAAAAUUAAAAUAAAGACAUUUGGGAGUUUGUGAUCUAAAUGACACAGUCAGUCCAUCUUUCCCUACCUGAUUUGUUCAAUCUCUCAGGCUCUCAUUUACUUACUGUACCUUAUUGAAUUGUGGGAAUACUGUGUCGACGGUGUGUGAGAUAAUAGAGAGAGAGAGAGCAAGAGAAAGAAAAACAGAGAAAGUUUGGCACAAUUUUUAUAUGUAUUAUAACCCAUCGUUAACUUUUGACCGGUUUCUUGACUCGUGCCUCGGGAAAGGGAUA
Messenger RNA from Clarias gariepinus (North African catfish), 6653 nucleotides. It is a transcript of the gene adgrl1a, whose product is annotated as adhesion G protein-coupled receptor L1a. Lineage: Eukaryota; Metazoa; Chordata; Actinopteri; Siluriformes; Clariidae. Gene Ontology annotation, cellular component: postsynaptic density; axon; presynaptic membrane. The record is from RefSeq and is a predicted model, not a curated record. The coding region runs from base 791 to 5317 and encodes 1508 amino acids. Gene Ontology annotation, biological process: cell surface receptor signaling pathway; heterophilic cell-cell adhesion; adenylate cyclase-activating G protein-coupled receptor signaling pathway. Gene Ontology annotation, molecular function: latrotoxin receptor activity; carbohydrate binding; G protein-coupled receptor activity. The transcript has 25 exons.